AUGAUGAUGGAGAGGCUCGAGGAGGCGGUGGUUGAGGACAUGGAUCGAGAGCGGAGGGGAGGGAGCUUAGUGACCAGGGAUAAUUUAUUCACCAACAAUAAUCUUCCAUCCAAUAAUCUUCCGUCGUGCUCUUAUAAUGAUACUGUUCAAGCCCAAAAUUCAUUGAACCUAAAAGUUGACAACUCAGAGGACACGUUGAUGUACGACGCUUUGAGCGACGCGCUCAAUUCCGGGUGGAUGAUACCUUCGGCUUCGAAUCAAGAACUUGAUUUUGAAGUGACGACCACUGAUUACAACAGCAUUGGUUGGGGGACGGCAGAGAAACUGGAGACGUUGGAGCCUGAGGUACAAGUGCUGGUUGAGAAGACGCAAUAUAGAGGGGUGAGGAGGCGACCGCGGGGAAAAUACUCAGCGGUAACAAGGGACCCCAAGAAGAGCGGGCAAAGGAUUCGGCUCGGGACAUACGAGACGCCCAAGGACGCGGCAUUGGCCUACGACCAGGCUGCUUUUAAGAUUAGGGGGUCCAAGGCCAAGCUCAACUUCCCUCACCUCCUCGGCUCGGCUGAGCACGAUCCUGUCCGGGUCAGACCCAAGCGUCGGUCCGCCAAGUCUAGCUCACCGUCCACCUCCAACGAUGAUGACUUGAUGACGGGAAUGAAGAGGAGAAAGAGAGAGGUCAACAUGGAUGCUGAGGUGGAUUUUGGAAGUCCAAUACCCUUUCCCAUAUUGGAUGUCGGUUUGUCGAGUGGGGAUGAACAGUUUUUAUUUUGAUUGUGCAAACUGCAAAGACAUUGUCUUGAUCAAUGAAAAGUCAA
Syzygium oleosum is the source of this 815-nucleotide messenger RNA. RefSeq names its product ethylene-responsive transcription factor 13-like. Bases 1 to 771 code for a protein of 256 amino acids. The record is from RefSeq and is a predicted model, not a curated record. Lineage: Eukaryota; Viridiplantae; Streptophyta; Magnoliopsida; Myrtales; Myrtaceae. Gene Ontology annotation, molecular function: DNA binding; DNA-binding transcription factor activity. The transcript is spliced from 3 exons. Gene Ontology annotation, biological process: ethylene-activated signaling pathway; regulation of DNA-templated transcription.